AUGACCACCAACCUCGAUGUGAUAAAUUCGGUGCCACGUGUGGCAACGCUCAUUUACCAGACUCAUCAGCUAUGGCAGGAAUUUCGAGGCGUCCCGGAUGGGAUUUCAGGGCUCGUAGAGCACCUCAAGGCCCUAGAACCAAUAUUCGCAGAGAUUGAGGACCACUUCAAUGAGGACAAUGUCUCCGCAUCGUUCAAAAACUGUCUCGACAUGUCAAAGAAGGCACAUGACUCAUUGGGAGUAUUAGUAGCCGAUAUGCGAACACAGCUGCAGGCAAAGAAGAGUAUCAAGCGCAAGUAUGCUACUGUUAAGAUUAUGCUCAAUAAAUCCGUGGUGGAGAGGCUUGAACAGAGCAUGUCUCGGUGCAUGACCUUUCUGCAGUUGGCAAUACAAGCGUACCAGAUGGCAAUGCUUCGGAAAUUAAGCUCUCAAGCUCCCGCAGCACGGGUCCAGCCCCAACGUCAUACGCUUGUUAGAACAUCUCGACAAUCUCUUCCACUGCUACUACAGGACAAGAAAAUGCCUCAGUUCCAGAAUGAUGUCGAUGAAUUCUUCCCUAGAAGCAAGAAGGCGAUGGAAAGGUCUAAGAAAACGACAAGCCUCUUGACGUUUGAUAUAUCCCAAUACGCGCGAUUCGCCCUAACUUACACUAAUGGGGUCGGCGGUUGGAAAGCCCAGCUGCAGCUACCAAGCUGGAUAUCGACAUCAGUAUAUGAAUUUAUAUCAGCACCAGCUAUUGCAGGAUGGACAUAUAGCUAUCGCGUGUACAACAUAAUCGCAGAUGACUCUGAGUUGAUUAGGAAGAUCAGCUGUGGGGAUCUAAUUGGCGUUCGGCAAAUGUUCAGCAGCAGAAGUGCGUCGCCAUUUGACCGUACCACGGACGGGAGGUCACUUUUACAUUAUGCGGCGACCAAUCAGCAGUACGAAAUAUGCCAACUCUUACUUCAACUUGGCCUCGUGUCAUUACUGGAUUAUACCUCAGGCAACUCAUCACCUAUCGACUCCAUAGCGUCAAAAAUGUUUUCCAUACAGAAUGCCCCUCCGGAGAAGAAUCUUCAGAUGAUAGCUGAACUAUUUGCGUCAUAUCUCCAGGAACCUGAUUCUCUACCUGCCGAAAGACUCUUGGAUUUCAUAAGAUCGUUCGCACCUGAUGACAAGCUCUUGCACCAUUUCCGAAAUUUGUUCAUGCCUAAAUAUUAUCUACGCCCAUUGAGGGAUCGACUUGAAGCCGUCCGGCUCGGGGCAUUUAACGUUAUUGAUUGCCGAACUCUAAAGGGCCUUCUCUCAGAAGACAGGAAUAUCACUAAAAAUAGCGUUGCCCAAUCAAGCUGCGAGAAGGUAUCUCUUGUACACUCUGCAGCUUUGGCAAUGGGGUGUCGAUAUCCCGAGAGAUUAAACAAGUGUAUGAAGCCAUACGUGUGGAUGCGAACAUAUGACGAAGAUUGGGCACAUCUUGUUAUUAAGACCGCCCAGUUUGCUACACUUGAGGAUCUCACCUGCGUGGAAACGGUUGUGCCAUGGGACGCUUAUGAAGUGACAGCUUGGAGAGGCACUCCGCUUUCGUCUGUUAUUGGCGGAGCGCUCUGCUAUCUCUGCCCCGACACGCCUGUCAAUCACUGGGAUGCAUACUUUAAUGGCUGUCUUCAACAGUGGCUUGCACUCUUGGAAUCAGCUGGGAUUGAUUUACUGGCAUAUGGGAAGCGGGAGUUGCUAGUUCUCCACGCCAUUGAGAACAACACAAAAGGUGCUUUUGAUGCAGACGCUAUCGAAAAUUCACGGACCAUGUUGCGGAACAAUAUGAGGAAGGGAGAGCCACUACCAAAGGUGAAUCGUAUAACGCGCACCGACAUGUCUGGCGAGCAAUAUUGGGUGCCGCUUCGAAUAAUUGAUCUGAAUAUUGGGCCGAGCCCCAGCGACUGGAAACUGAAAUGGGCUCCGGAGUAUGAAUUCAUGGCAUGCCAGUUUUGGAGGACAAUUGAGAAUAAAAAAGAGGUGGUAAUGCCUGGUGCUUGGGUAGAUUGCCAAGAUGACUACUAG
Trichoderma gamsii is the source of this 2037-nucleotide messenger RNA. RefSeq lists its product as hypothetical. Bases 1 to 2037 code for a protein of 678 amino acids. The transcript is spliced from 4 exons. Gene Ontology annotation, molecular function: protein binding. The record is from RefSeq and is a predicted model, not a curated record. Lineage: Eukaryota; Fungi; Ascomycota; Sordariomycetes; Hypocreales; Hypocreaceae.